AUGUCGUUGUGCGAUGUCGAUUGUACGGUUGUGCCCGGGAGAAACGAACCGAUUUAUUUGGUGAAGGUCGUUUGGAAUUAUCCCAUAUUAANACGGACGGAAAAUCCGAUGACUAUUCAACUGUUUCCUCCACCGGAACCAUCUAUCAACGAGGUGCAAGGCGAGUUCGGGGAAGGUGAGGUCAAAGUCACCGCCGCUGCCGACUACGAUAACGAUAACGAGGAAUCAGAUCCGGAGAAUGAAGCCCGUAUCCAAGGCUUUAUUGGUGAAGUGAAUCACAGUAUGAAUGCAAUGGCCUCCACACCGGUUCCGCGUGCGCUGGACUCCGAAUUGUUGCUGAAUGCCGCAUAUCAUCCAAGAACUGGACGACUGGAGUGUACAGUACAACAGGCACACGGGAUAUAUCUGGCUGGUUCCAAAUCUUCAAAACCUUAUUCGUACGUUCAGUUAUUGCUUCGGAACGAGGAAAAUACCGUGCUCGCGCAAAGCAAGACCAAAAUAUGCAAAAAAUCGAGCAAUCCGGCAUUCAACGAAACUUUCUUCUUCAGUGUGACUUCCACGCAACUCGAUACAAUCGCCCUGGUCUUCAUGGUCUAUCAUAAGAAACCACCGGGACAUAAAAUCUGUCUAGGAGGCUUUUCAAUCGCACCCCAACCACUGAAGACCACUGUGGAGGCAGCUGACUUAUCUCUGAUUGUGAUACAGAAAGACGUUUUCGAUUAA
Messenger RNA from Echinostoma caproni, 723 nucleotides. Lineage: Eukaryota; Metazoa; Platyhelminthes; Trematoda; Plagiorchiida; Echinostomatidae. The record is from the annotation of a GenBank genome assembly.